AUGAUUUUCUCCUCACCAUUGCUCAAAGAAAAAGCAUUGGCACGCGGCAAGUCGAUCUAUCCAAAAGUGGCGGUGUUCUCCGAAAUUCUGCCGCUCGCGUCGAAGAAUCGCGUUCAAGCCACUCAAAAACCACGUGCAGCUAGUGAGUUUCUUCAAAUUUCACCGAAUUCUAAGCAAAUUCUCUUCAAAAAGCAAUAGAAAACAAUUUCAGGCUCUUCGUGCACUCAAGAACUGCAAGCGCUGUUCGGAUGCCUCAAAAAGUGGGAGUUUGACGAUCAGCCGUGCGCGAAGCAGCACACUCUCUACAUGGAUUGUGUUCAUAAGGGAGCAGAAGAGGCGGCCGCGUACCGGGAAGCCGCCAAAAAGGUUUGUAACGUUAUUCUGCAGUAAAAUCGUUUGAAUUUUCAUUUUUCCAGGGAACACUCGGAGAAACGACGUCGGGCGGCAAACAAUCGAUGACGAGCGCUCAGUUUAACAAGAUCCAGAAGCUGUUCCCGCAGCCGGACCUCGGCAAGCAGCCGUACCGUCAGAUGAAGCGACUUCCAACGCAAGACUACGCCGACGACACGUUCCACCGAAAACAUUGGGCCGGAAAGAGAAGCUGA
Molecule: messenger RNA, 605 nt
Organism: Caenorhabditis sp. 36 PRJEB53466
Lineage: Eukaryota; Metazoa; Nematoda; Chromadorea; Rhabditida; Rhabditidae
Source: the annotation of a GenBank genome assembly